UAUAUUUUUAUAUUUUGUUUUAUUAUAUUUUGUUUAUUUCAGUUUGGAUGCUGCCUUAGAAGAUAGCUGUCUUUGUAGAGACUAACCAGCAAGACAGCUCAUUUGGUUUAGAGCCUUGUUAGACAUUUAUUAGACAAGUGUUUUACUGAUUAUUCUGAAGUCAGAGCACUUUUGAAGGUUUAAAAUAAAUGUUAGAUUCAUUGCUGCUCACUUGUUGAUCAAAACUCAGAAUCCUAACGAACUGUCAGAAAUGAGAAGGCAGCAAUGAAUCAAGUUAUGGUGGAUUGAUAUUUAAUCAGAUCAGUGAAAUCCAAAAUGACCUAGCAUUGCUCUUAGAGGGACAACAGCACCAAAAAGAAUUUGUAUUCCUGUCUGAGUCAAACUUUGACCGAAUAACAUUCUGUAAUGAAUGACAGAGUGGUAAUAUCAGAAGGACUGAUGGAAAAUCAGUCAUGCACUGUGAUUGUAUCAAGCUUUAUAUGCAGGCCACAAACAAAAACAGAGUUUCAGUGUCGCGCGUCUGGGUUUUUUGGCUAUGAAAUAGAGACGUGUGUCUAGCGUGUGCUGUGUGUAUGUGUUUUUCCUCAUGACAUCAUUGCACUUCGUUCUCACACUCCAUGGGGGCAUGAUGAAAUGUCUCAUCUCUAGUUGUUGAGGGGGUGAGAGAAGCCCAGCGCUGAAAGAAUGAAAUGUUGCUGGUGUGAGUGCUGGGCUGGAUGUGUGCCGGCUGGGUAGCGAGGAGAGUCCUCUCCUGCUGAGCUGUGGAAAUGAUUUCAGAUAGCCCAAUGUGAGAGACAAAUGGGUGUUGUGAGUAAACUUGGACUGUGAGAACAUGUAUUUUAUACCUUCACAGACCAACCGAAGCAGCAGGGGUGUCAUGCUCAUAUGGAUUUUCAGGGGAUCCAGGCUCAAUUGCUACCUUAGGCGAGAUAAGACAUGACCACUGGGAAAAAAACACUUUUUUAGUAAUACUGUCAGGACCACUAUCGUCAAAUAUGAUUGAUAAUUGCAUAGAGUUUGUAUUGGCGGUAUGGUUCUGUUCUGGGCAGGAACUCCCUGCGCAUCCAUGCAGCCUAGCAUGGAUAAAAGCAGGGAGAGCAGCAAUAACCCCCCUAGGGUAAACAGAACAGAACCAACUUAUGCAGAUAUAAUUAAUGUCAAUAAUUUAACAUGUACACAUAUUUCAAGAAUUAGUUUGAUUCAGGGGAAUCAUAAGGCCAAUCCUGACUGAAGAGAGGAGGAGCUGGGGAUGGAGGGUAAUUAGCUCCUGAGAAUGCAAUAGCUGCUGAUAAUACUGAAGAGCUUAUAUAUGGAUGCUGUGAUAGGCGUCGUAUCCUAUAGGUAGACGUGAGUCACCUGGGAGUCAGCUGAUGCGAGCUUGACUGACGUGACCUGCCAGAACUGACGCUAACGCUGGAUUUCUUAAAAUAAGUGUGAGACGACUAGUAGAUAUUUUUUUGUUCUUAUUUGAACUUAUUGAUUCAUAAAAUUCAAGACCAAAAGAAAUUACCCCUUAAAAACAUGUGUACUGCAAAAAUAUUAGCAAGAAAGCAAUUCUUUCUAUUAAGAUAUAGCACACGUCAACCAGAAUUUGCAAACAGUGUAAUCUGAUUCCUGAACAAACGAUUCUUAUCAACUGGUGCUUUAUAGUUCAGCAGAAUCAUAUAUUGGUAUAGUCUGAUUUACGAAUAAAAGACUCUUAUGACCUGGUUCUUUUUAGUAAAUCAGAAACAUAUAGCGCAACCAGUGUAGUCUGAUUCCUGAACAAAUUACUAUUUUGAGCCAGUCCUUUUAAAGGAUUAGUUCACUCCAGAAUUAAAAUUUCCUGAUAAUUUACUCACCCCCAUGUCAUCCAAGAUGUUCAUGUCUUUCUUUCUUCAGUCUAAAAGAAAUUAAGGUUUUUGAAGAAAACGUUCCAGGAUUUUUCUCCAUAUAGUGGACUUCAACGGGUACCAACGGGUUGAAGGUCAAAAUUGCAGUUUCAAUGCAGCUUCAAAGCGCUCUCCACGAUCCCAGCCGAGGAAUAAGGGUUUUAUCUAGCGAAAUGAUUGGUCAUUUUGUCAUUAUUGUUGUGUUUUUUUUUUUACUUUUAACACUCCAAUAUGCUGUGUUUUCCCAUAUAUAGCUGCUUGGUUCAGAAGUGACCUCUGAGUAAGCAGUGCUUCACUAUUGACAAUGGACAACUGGCCUACUUAAUUUUCAGCAUUACUUUCAGUGAUAAUAUAUUUUAAUUAGGGCUGUCAAGCAAUUAAAAUUUAAAAUCAAAUUAAUUACAUGAUGUGCAGAUGAAUUUAUCUAAUUGAUCACAAAUUAAUCGCACAAUUUGUCUGAGAAAUUACCCCCAAAAGAUCUUUAAAGUCAUUAUUGCGUUAAAUGAGAAAAGCAUCAGAUAGAUUUUAUAAAAAGUAACUUUAGAAAUAAAUAUUUUAUUUGGUUCAACAUAAACUUUAUUAAGCAAACCUUUAGGCUCCAAUGGCCUGAAUUCAAAGGAAACAGUAAAUGUCUUAAUGAGUAAGUCAUCGAGUCAUUCAUUCAUUCUAUUAGUUCAAACGGCUGAUUUAUUCAGGAAUUAAGUAAAUGGUUUCUUUAUGAAUGGGCCAUUGAAUCAUUGGUUCACCCAGUUCAUUCAAAACGUGGAUUCAUUCAAAAUCAAAACUAAACACCACUGUGUGUUGUUUAGAGACAUACUACAGUUCUGCUGUGGCUUUGUAGGUAAUAUUUUCCUUGGCAAAAUUGAGCAAAAACAGACAAUGUGGUGUCUAAAAUACAUUGCACGGCAUAAAUGAGUACUCUCCCUCUGAACAAAUACAAAAUAUGUAUUUUCUUUAUGAUCACUAAUACAAUUCAUGGACAGAUGGCAAAACUAAAAUGUAUUAAACAUAAUAAAAACUGAGAAAUAUAUGUCAUUAAUAGUCAUAAAAUAAGUUCAAAUUAGCCAAUUUUGUUUAAAUUAAGGAUUGCAGAAAUGAGUACACCCUAGAUUUAAUUCAACAAAUGUAUAAUAUUCUAGUACUUAGUAUGCCCUCCAUAAUUUUGAAUAUAUUUCUCUGACCCUUCUUGGCAUGGAGUGUACAAGUUCAUGACAAAUUGUCACAUCUCCUGUUUAACUCCUGGAUGAUGAGCUCCUUAAAUGCCUUUAAUGGGGAGUGUUGCUCAACUCGUCUCUACAGAACAGAAUCUCCCACAGGUGCUCAAGAGUGUUAAAAUUGAGUGCAAUACAUGUUCACAGAAGGUUUUUCACCUUGGGAGAAUGCAUAUCCUCAUUGUCAUGUUGAAAAAAUGCCCAACAAUGCAGGGAAUGAGGAAAGGGUAACAUCUUCUGUUUCAAGUUUGUGUAUUAAAUUACACAGUGGUGUGGGAAUUCAUGACAGCAUUGAUAAAGCACAACUUCCUCACACCUUCAGCACUCAUACAUCCCUUUAUAAGAGCUUUACUACCACUGAACUUUACUGUGGGAUCCAGGCACUUGUCACUGUACUCCUCCUCUAGCAACACCAUAACAUUUUGGAUGCUGUUAGAUCCAAAAUGAUUGAUUUGGUCUCAUGAGACCAGAGUAUUGAUUCCCAGAAUCUAUAUUUUGUAAAUAUGGGCAUUGGAAAUGGCUAACUGACUUUAUUGUGAUUUGGCUACAGUAGGUAGUUCCAGUGAGAACAACAACCAUACAUGUCAUUUUUUCAGGCUGCAUCCUACUCUGUGAGAUAAACAGCCACUCUUUUCAUAGCUUUUGCUGGCUCUGAGACACUCACUUGGUAUUUCUCCUGCUCUUUGUCUAGCAAAAAAAUCCCUCAUCACUAAAUAAAAGCGUAAAAUGAAGGCCUGAUUAUUUCAGGGGCCUUGUCACAAGUCCAUUGUUUUUGAAUUUCUGUGUUACUUUUGCUAUAUUUUCACACUUAAAACAAUGAUUUGGUAAUCCUUGUCUCACUGUCCUCUUUUGUGCUAAGAAAUAAGUCUCCUGACAGUUCUCUCCCAAGUGCUUCCAUUGUUGUCAGCAUUAAGUCUGAGAAUGAUUCAGUGGGCUAUAUAACACUUUUAAUUGUCAAGAAAUUACUUCUCUUUAAAUGUUUUGGCUCAACAUACUUACCUGUUGAUCAAACAUUGCCUUAAACUUACACCAGAAAGUUUAUAUUAUUGAAUGUAUAAAAUCAAUUACAUUUGCAUUUGUGCUAUUUGGGACAAAAACAGCACUCGUGUGAUAUUGCGCUCGUUACUUGUGUAAUAUUGCUUAAAGGAAGAGUAGGUAAUUUUCGGAGAGGCUAGCAAUAGUACCAAGGGAUUCCAUCCAUCCAUCCAUCCACCCAUCUGAAAUAAUAUUUUUGUGACUUUUUCUGCACAAGUUAUCAUCAGAAGAAUCACCCCUAAGCUUUUAAAAGGCAUUACAGGUUUGUUAGGUGCUUAUUAAAGCAUUUAGUCUUUUACCAGGGCUCAUUUGUGGCGGCUCCUCUGAGAGAACGUCAACACAGAGGCAAAAUGAGCUAUAGCCUGUGAGUUGCUACAUUCCCCUCAGCUGCUGUCACUGUGCCCAGUAUAUGUCAGCUGUUUAAAGGGAUGCAGACCUUUACUUUUAGGUCACUUCAAAUCUCACUUCUUCCUUGUUGUUUCUGGGCUUUGUGUCCCUGUGGUUGUGACGAGUCUGGUGCAGAGGUGUGCUAGAUGAUUUCAGAGCAAAGGAGAGUCUUUUGAUUUAUUACCGCUUUCAGCACUGCACUACUUCAUCUACAUUCAUAACUAUUAUUAAAUUAAUUAAAGAGCCUGUGCCCUGCUUAUGUUUCCAACACUUUUUCAAGUACUUUUUGUGUUUUCCCCUCUUCUCAUUAAUCAUAAUAAAAACAAAAUGUACUCUAUUUUUUGGACAAAGUACAAUAUUUUUGGACAUGGUCUUUGCAGUCCUUCUUUAAAAUAUAUCUUUGUUUACCCUGGGUCCAUGUUUGUUAUUCACACUAUGCUUUUUGCUUUUUUUAUUUAUUUAUUUUUUUUCUCUCACCAAUUUCACACUUAUACAUCUCUCUCUUUGUGUCUGUUUCUCCAUCAGGAGCUGUGUGAUGAUCCUCACUUGUUUGUGGAUGGGAUCAGUGCCCAUGAUCUGCACCAAGGGCAGCUGGGAAACUGCUGGUUUGUGGCGGCCUGCACCAGCUUGGCUUCCCGAGAGUCUCUGUGGCAGAAAGUUAUUCCAGACUGGAAGGAGCAGGAAUGGGAUCCAGAGAAGGAGGACUCUUAUGCAGGAAUUUUCCACUUCCGCUUCUGGCGGUUUGGGGAAUGGAUGGACGUGGUGAUCGAUGACCGUCUCCCUACAGUGGACAACCAGCUGGUGUACUGCCAUUCAAAUGAUAGCAAUGAAUUCUGGAGUGCCCUUGUGGAAAAAGCCUAUGCCAAAGUUUAUGGUUGCUAUGAAGCAUUGGAUGGUGGGAACACGGCUGAUGCCCUGGUGGACUUCACUGGCGGAGUGUCGGAACCUAUGGACCUUCUGGAGGGCCAGUUUGCUCAGGAUGAAGUCGCCAGAAACCAGCUCUUUGAAAGAGUGCUCAAGGUCCAUAAUCGAGAUGGCCUUAUCAGCUGCUCUAUCAGGGCAACCACAGUAGAGGACAUGGAGGCAAGACUGGACUGUGGGUUAGUGAAAGGCCACGCCUAUGCAGUGACCGAUGUUCGCAAGGUUCGCCUGGGACAUGGCCUGCUGGCAUUUUUCAAGUCAGAAAAGCUACACAUGAUCCGCAUGAGGAACCCUUGGGGCGAGAAGGAAUGGAGUGGACCCUGGAGCGACAGCUCAGAGGAGUGGAAGAAAGUGAGCAAGAGUGAGAGAGAGAAACUGGGCGUCACUGUUCAGGAUGAUGGAGAGUUUUGGAUGAACUUUGAGGAUUUCUGUCACUACUUCACCGACCUGAUCCUGUGUCGACUAAUAAACACAUCCUACUUGAGCAUUCAUAAGACUUGGGAGGAGGAGGUGAUGAGAGGCUCCUGGAUCCACCGAGACGACCCGCUCCGCAACCGUGCCGGAGGCUGCAUUAACCAUAAAGCCACUUUUCUUCAAAACCCACAGUAUGUUUUUGAUGUAAGAAAAAUAGAAGACGAGGUGCUGAUCUGCCUGCAGCAAAAGGAACGCAGAGCUACUCCCAAGGAGGGCAAAGGCGAGAACCUAGCCAUUGGAUUUGACAUCCAUAGGGUGGAGUUGAACAGAAAAUACAGAAUGCACUCAGCUCAGCAGAAGGUCGCAGGGUCGAUCUACAUCAACUCUCGCUGCGUGUUUCUGAGGAAAGAGCUGAAGGAGGGGCGUUACAUCAUCAUCCCUACAACCUUUGACCCUGGUCAACAAGGAGAGUUCCUGCUCAGAGUCUUCACUGAUGUGCCUUCAGACUGCAAAGAAUUAACACUGGACGAGCCUCCUCAGACAUGCUGGACUGGGAUUUGCGGCUACCCUCAGCUGGUCACCCAGGUGCAUGUGUUAAGUGCCGACGGCCUGCAGGGCCAAGACGCCAAUGGAGAGCUGCACUGCUUGAUCUCCCACAAGACACGCUCUGACUUCUACACAGGAGCCUCUGACCCGUAUGUGAUCAUCACCUGUGAGGGGGAGAAAGUUCGUUCCCCCGUGCACAAAGACACACGCUGCCCUAAUUUUGAUAUUAAGGGAAUAUUCUACCGCAAAAAGCCAAAGGAAGGCAUUCACAUCGAGGUGAGUUGGAAAUCUACAAUAAGAAUGUGAUUGUUGACACCUUCCUGGGUCAGGUGACCCUCUUUAGUGACCCUAACGACCGCCAAGAGCAGCACACGGUCUACCUUAAAGACAAGGGUAGUCGCCAAGACAACAACCUUCCAGGCACGCUGACUGUGCGUGUGAUCACCUGCACC
Molecule: messenger RNA, 6837 nt
Organism: Ctenopharyngodon idella (grass carp)
Lineage: Eukaryota; Metazoa; Chordata; Actinopteri; Cypriniformes; Xenocyprididae
Gene: capn5b
Product: calpain 5b
Exons: 12
Coding region: 4763-6691 (642 amino acids)
Biological process (GO): proteolysis
Cellular component (GO): cytoplasm
Molecular function (GO): calcium-dependent cysteine-type endopeptidase activity
Source: RefSeq, a predicted model, not a curated record